Molecule: messenger RNA, 1210 nt
Organism: Triticum urartu
Lineage: Eukaryota; Viridiplantae; Streptophyta; Magnoliopsida; Poales; Poaceae
Product: GDSL esterase/lipase At5g03600
Molecular function (GO): hydrolase activity, acting on ester bonds
Source: RefSeq, a predicted model, not a curated record
AUGAAGCUUCUUCCGGCCGCCCUCGGCCUCGUCCUCCUCCUCCUGCUCGUUCUGAAUCCCAAUGGCGUGGAGGCCCGGCCAGCCCCGGCCGGUGGCCAUCAGAAGAAGGCGUCGAGCGCUACCUUCUUCAUCUUCGGGGAUGACUUCGCCGACAACGGGAACCUUCCUCUGACCGACCCAGUCACCAGGAUGUCGAGGCAAUGGGCCUACCCCUACGGCUCCAACUACAUUGAUGCCGAUGGGUUUCCGCGGCCGAAUACUCCGUCCGGCCGCUUCUCAAACUAUAAAAUCCAGUCGGAUUUCAUCGCAACAAUGCUGGGAUUGGAGGAAGCCCCUCCGGCGCAUGCCCGCACGGCAGAGAAAACCUGCGACCCAUCCGGCAUGACCUUUGCUACCGGUGGUGCAGGCGUGUUGGACAGUACAUCACACGAGGUCCCCGCCCUCGCCAAGCAGGUCGACACUUUUAGGAAGAUGGUCAAGGACGGGACCAUCACGGAGAAUCAAUUGAGUCGCUCCGUAGCGCUCGUGGCCUUCUUUGGCAAUGACUAUGCAGGCACUGGCGUCAUUGGCAUAAGUAGCCCCAGCGAUAUUAAUGCUUAUAUUGGAAAGGUGACAAAAGAGAUUGCAGCUAAUGUGGAUCAAUUGUUGAAGCUUGGGGUGACAAAGGUUCUUGUCAAUAACUUGCACCCUAUCGGUUGCACGCCAUCACACACCCGAACCAACAACUACACCACGUGUGAUAUUUUUGAAAACUUGGGUGCAUCAAUCCACAACGAUAAUCUGAAACAAGUUAUGGCAUCAAAGAAGAAUGUCUACAUCGUCGACGUGUACACGGCCUUUGCCAAUAUUGUGGAUCAUGCGGCAGGCAAAGGCUCAGAGAUGUCCAAACAAUUCAAGCGCAAACUAUUGCCGUGCUGCGAGAGUUUGAAUUCGAAUGGUUACUGCGGACAGCAGGGCGAGUCAUCCGCGGAGCUUCUGUACACAGUGUGCGACAAGUCGAGCAAAUUCUUCUAUUGGGACGACAUGCACCCAACACACGCAGGAUGGGAAGCUGUCAUGAAACAGUUGGAAAAACCCUUGAGGGAGUUUGUAAACCGAGCGUAGGCAGCUAGGCUUUAUGUAUUUGUGUAGAUCUUUGUAUCUAUGCUGACAACCUUCUGAUUGUAUUUGAUAGUUUCAUGUAUUUCAAAGACUGGGAUUUUCCCGAUUC